This is a messenger RNA of Porites evermanni, 882 nucleotides long. The record is from the annotation of a GenBank genome assembly. NCBI's taxonomy places the organism in Eukaryota, Metazoa, Cnidaria, Anthozoa, Scleractinia, Poritidae.
AUGAAUUUUUCAUUGGAAAACGCACAUAAUUGUUUUCUUCCCCGAAAUCAUGGCAUUGGACUAAUUACCAUCAACGCCAUCGUUAGCGUACUAGGUUUACUUGGUAACUUACUGGUUUGUAUGGCAAUUGUCAUAAGUCCUCGUCUUCGACGAAGCUCGUACUAUCUUCUUUUCAGCUUAGCAAUCGCUGAUUUGAUUGUCACCAUGGUAUGUGAACCUCUGUAUCUGGAAAGUCUCCUCAAGAGAACAUUUUUUAACGAGUGCGCAACAAGUUUGGAGAUUCCGUACACCAUUUUAUCUACUCUUUCUUGCUCGGCUUCAGUAUUUCAUUUGGCCGCCAUCAGUUUUGAUCGUCUAAUCGCCGUCGUCUUCCCCAUACGCCACGAACACUUAAUGAACAAGUGCGGAGUAAGAAUUUUGUUGAUAAUAUCAUGGGCAUUCCCAAUUUCAAUUCCCAUUUUGAUUUUUGUCCUUCCACCUUCCUUUCCCCAAGGCUUCACAGCCAUGGGAACAUUCGCGUUUUGUUAUUUUGUUAUCAUACUUUCAUACACCCUGAUCGUUGUAUUUCUGCUCAUCUACAAGAAGAAAAGAAGGCAGAUGAAAGCUGGAACAGUUUCUGUGAAUAUGACUGCCCGCACAGAGGUCCGUGUUGCCGUCAUGCUGGCCUUUGUGAUCGGUGUUUUCACGGCUUGUUGGGUGCCUGUGAUGACCGCGAUGUUUGCGAGUAGUAAACCACUCAUGAAACGAAAUGGCCCUCUACACAUGUGGCUCCGGACCUUGUCUCUUUCAAACUCAGCUAUGAAUUUUUUCAUUUACUCUGCAGUAAUCAGGGAUUUCCGUGAUGCAUAUGCUGGUAUCUUUCGAAAAAUGUUUCGCCUAUGA